This is a messenger RNA of Halichondria panicea, 4820 nucleotides long. RefSeq lists its product as uncharacterized. The record is from RefSeq and is a predicted model, not a curated record. Bases 237 to 4676 code for a protein of 1479 amino acids. The transcript has 2 exons. Lineage: Eukaryota; Metazoa; Porifera; Demospongiae; Suberitida; Halichondriidae.
CUUAAGCAUGCACAUUCCCUGAAAUUGACCAACACCAUGCAGUCGGAGCAUCUAUAGACUACAUUAAUAAGAAAGAAAGAUAUAUAGAAUCAGUCUGAGAGCUAUAUAGAUGAUAUACAAUCCUUUUUUUGAAAUCUAUUCACAGUGUCAAGGUACCUAAAUACAAAGUUAGCAGAGCGACUCAUCUCAUCUUUCAAGAGUGGACAUACGUACGUCCUCAGUGGCAGUCUGGUCACAUGAUGCACCUCAUUCCUCAACUACUGAUUGUUACUCUGAUUCUCUCUGGUUUGAGAUUGGUGAUUUCGGAAACUUACUACAUAGCGCCAGAAAUUUCCACCCGUACAUUUAAUGGCUCUAGUAACAACACAUUUUCGCUCGAGCUACUUAUUCAACGAAACCAAUUUUCUAGCGGAGGCAGUAUGACUUUGAUUUUUCUACCAGGGAUUCAUCCUCUUAGUCGUUUUUUUACAGUACGAAAUUUCACAUUUGUGCAGUUGAUUGGAGAGGAUAAUUCAGUGAUACUAUUUAAGGGAAACAGUAGUAUCCAAUUUACUAGUAUCGGUCGAUUGAACAUUCAAAAUUUAAAUUUUACAUCUGAAAUUGGAACUACUUCGCAAGAAAAACUGACUAUUAAUGAUGUGGCAAACUUUUCAAUUUCGGAGUGCUAUUUCUCGAGAUUUUCUGAUAGCAGUCCUGCUUUACUCUAUAUCAGAAACACACAAAACACUUCAAUUGAUCGUGUUUCGUUCAAAAACAAUCUUGCUAGAGCUUUGUAUGUACAGUCUGGAAAUGCAGUAAGAAUCACAAAUAGUGUGUUCAAAAGAAACAGACAUGAUGUUGCUGUACAAAGAUGCGGUGGAUCAAUCAAAGUGGAUUCAACAAACAUUGUCAUAUCGAAAUGUACAUUUUUGAGAAACAAUGCAAGUUAUGGUGGAGCAAUUUGUGCCCUUCCUCAAUCUACUAUAUCUAUUUCAAACAGUGUGUUUGACCGCAACAGUGCUUCUAAAAAUGGUGGAGCUAUUUAUGUUCAUUCUAGUGACGCAUACAUAACUGAUAGUGAACUAACGAGUAACCGUGCAAUGUGGGGCGGAGCGUUAUCUAUCUUUGAUCAAUCUAAUGUGUCAGUUUCAAACAGUUCAUUCAAAAACAACAAUGGUACAAAAUCUGGUGGAGGAAUUUAUGCUCGUUUUAGUGAUAUAUAUAUUGCUGAUAGUGAACUGACCAACAACAGAGCCACGCAGGGAGGAAUGAUACUCAUCUUUGAUCAAUCGAAUAUGUCAAUAUCAAACAGUUUAUUCGAAAACAACAGUGCUUCCGAAUAUGGUGGAGGAAUUUAUUCUCAUUCUAGUAACAUAUACAUCGCUGAUAGUGAACUAACAAGUAACAGUGCGAAAUAUAUAGGAGGAGCAAUCUACGCUGAUGAGAGUAACGGCAAAAUAUUCUCGAUUUUCAAAUGCAACAUAACAAACAACAGUGCACACAGAUGGGGUGGUGGUGUUUAUUAUUAUGCCUGCAAUGCCUACAUCGUGAAAACAGUCAUAAAUGGCAAUAAAGCCGAUUGGGGUGGCGGUAUAAACAUAGAGUUGGGUACCCUUAACAUAUUUGAAAGUGAACUAACAGGAAAUCGUGGUAAUUAUGGUGCAGCUAUGUACUCCUAUUCGAGUGUGUCUAUCAGUGAUACUGUCAUCACAAAUAACGUAGCGAAAGCUGGUGCUUUAUUCAUUCAGCAAUCUGUUUUGACAUUCCGAGAUACCAAUGUUAUCAGCGACAACAGCAACAGCUCCAUAUAUGCUCUUAACUGUGUAGUUAGAUUUGAUGGACCAACAAAACUCAAUAAUAAUCACGGCAAUCUUGGUGGAGCCAUCUUUGCUGUACAGAGCCAAAUCUAUUUUAACGCUGAAAUUGGAAAAGUUUUAAUUGUCAACAACAAAGCUAAUUUUGGAGGAGGAAUAUUUCUGAGAGAAACCACGUUAUUUGUUCAUUAUCCAGUUCAAAUAUCUUUCAAUACUGCGAGUAAUGGUGGAGGUAUUUUCGCUUACCUAAGCAGUAUUAAAUUCGAAUCAGGUCUAGAUGAGACUAGAACAAGUAUGAUCACAAGUAACACAGCUUAUCGUAACGGUGGGGGUAUCUUCGCUAUUGCAUCAACCGUCACAAUUCUUCAUUUCUUCUUAUACGUGGAUAGGAACAAUGCGAUGUCUAAUGGCGGGGGAAUUUACUUACAGCAAAGUUCCAAAGUACAAAUAUUCAAGCAAUGGAAUGAAGACACGACUAGUGGAAUAUAUGUAAUGCUACACAUGGGAAAUAAUACAGCUCAUUCCGGACAUGGUGGAGGUAUAUACGUUGAUGAUAGUACAGAAAUCGGUGGUACUUGUAGAGGUGGGAUCACCAACGAAUUGGCUCAGAGUGUUUUCUCCGAAUGCUUCAUUCAAACUCUCAAUUUGUAUGACUUGACUCCUUAUAAUGGCACAGUUUUUGUAAACACAUUCCUCACAAAUAAUACAGCCAAGUUUGGAUCAAAUGUGUAUGGAGGUCUUCUGGAUAGGUGCACACUCAACCCUUUCGCAGAAUUCUAUACAGCUUCAAAUGGAUUGGAAUACUUUAGAAACACUGUCAAUUUUUCGAGUAAUUUAUCAGUUGCUUCAGACCCGGUUGAAGUAAGUUUAUGUAAUGGAUCCGAGAAAAGUAGUGUGAUUAUCAGAGGAGGUGUGCUAAAAAUUAAUGUUAUGGCUGUUGAUCAAGUUGGUAAUCCAGUUAAUGCUACAAUUCGAAGCUCUGUUAUCUCUAAAAGUGGUGUUGGUCGUCUCAAAGAAGGACAGACAGAACAAAGAGUUGGCAAUCAGUGCACAGAAAUAGAGUACAAUGUAUUCUCACAAGACAGCGCUGCUCAAGUGGAACUCUAUGCUGAUGGUCCCUGUGCUAAUCUUGGAAAAUCAACACAGAGUAUAAGUAUUACAUUUCUUCCUUGUACUUGUCCUGUUGGAUUCCAACAAACCAAUGAUACAAUCGAAUGCAUUUGUGACUGUGAUCCAGAUUUACAACAACAUCAAAUCUCCGAAUGUUCUCAUGAUCAAGAAACAGUUCGACUUGAAACUAACAUAUGGAUAGGAGUUGAUAUUAGCACAACACUCAAUAUGACAAGCUACAUAGUUAGCGACUGUCCAUUUGAUUAUUGUGUUGAGAAACCAUUCGAUGUUGUUCUUGGCAAUCAAAAUGAGAUAGACAGACAGUGUGACUACAAUCGAAGUGGUGUCUUGUGUGGAGAAUGUGAAGAGGGACUCAGUCUUGUUUUAGGUACGUCAAAAUGUUUGGAAUGCUCAAAUCUCUUCCUCUCCUUGUUAAUUCCUUUUGCUGUAUUAGGUGUAGCACUGGUUGCAUUCAUUCUCCUGCUUAAUAUCACCAUAGCUACUGGGACAAUACAUGGACUCGUUUUUUACGCGAAUAUAGUUGCAGCAAAUAGAGCAUUGUUUCUACCACGCGACACCUCAAAGUUUUUGAAAGUUUUCAUACAUUGGAUCAAUCUUGACUUGGGAAUUGAGACAUGCUUUUACGAUGGAAUGAACUCUCAAGCGAAAGUUCUUUUUCAACUUGUCUUCCCAGCUUACUUGUUUCUUCUGAUCUUUUUAAUAAUCAUUUUGAGCAAGUACUUUGACUCAUUUUCAAAGCUCCUCUCCAACAGGAACCCAGUUGCUGCUUUAGGCACACUCAUCCUACUCUCUUAUUCCAAACUUUUACGGUUUAUCAUUGCUGCAUUGCAGUCCACAGUUUUAGACUCUUCCCAUGGAAUGGUUUGGUCCUAUAAUGGUAACGUGCGCUACUUCAGUCGUGAACACAUUCCUCAGUUUGUUGCUGCUAUCAUAAUCCUUGCUGCUGGUGGAUUGUUUACUGUACUGCUGUUCUUUGGACAAUGGUUUCCUCUCUGUUCUGAACGGAAGCUCAUGAAAUGGACCAAAAACACAAAGUACAUUGGCUUCAUGGACGCAUACCACGCUCCAUUUACUCCCAAGCAUCGCUACUGGGUGGGAUUGCUCCUCUUAGCUCUGAUUAUCCACAAUCUAGUGACUUCAUUCUCACCAAACCCAUACCUACCUGUUAUAUCAGCUGGCUGCUUGCCAGUGGGAAUUAUUGUAUUCAAAGCAAUGCGGAUAAGAGUGUACAAAAAAUGGUGGAAUGAGUUUGCUGAAACAUUGUUUCUACUCAAUCUAAUUUUCCUAGCAUUUGGCACUUUGUACACUAACAUCAAAACUGUGAAUAGCACUGGUUAUGCCUUAUCUAAUAUUUCUGUGGGCAUCACAUUCGUUCUCUUUCUCGUGUUUGUUAUUGGCUACCAUGUUUACGAGUUUAUUCUCAAGAAAACCGGUAUCUUCCAGAAGCUAUCACAUUCCGUGAGAAAUGUAGCUCGUGACAAAAGGCAAUCUCAAAAUUUGAAUGGACAAGAAACGAACAAAUCCCAUGAAACGAUCAAUGCCAAUGCUCUCGACCUACCAGCAAGUUCCGAGUACCACUCUUAUGUCGAUGGAGACGGAAAAACCAUGACAUCUGCUCAGCUGAGACUGUCGUACAUUGAUGACCUUUCCCCAGUGGUUGAAGGUGACUACAUAAUAGGCCCUUCUUCUGAAUUUCGAUCGAAGGUCAGAGUAACACAUACAGUGGUUGAAUUCAAAAAUAUAACACUGUAAAUUGAAGAAUUAUUUAUUUGGAGGAUUGAUGUUUUGUACAUAUUAUUAUAAUGAGAGUUAGUAUAAUUUUUUAUCAUUAUAAUUAUGUAUCGGGUAUAUUUCGAUGGUAUACCGAUAAAAAGUUUGUGGAAUGACCGUUAGAAA